Messenger RNA from Harmonia axyridis, 3018 nucleotides. RefSeq names its product ecdysone-induced protein 78C (gene Eip78C). Gene Ontology annotation, molecular function: sequence-specific DNA binding; zinc ion binding; nuclear receptor activity. The transcript has 9 exons. The record is from RefSeq and is a predicted model, not a curated record. NCBI's taxonomy places the organism in Eukaryota, Metazoa, Arthropoda, Insecta, Coleoptera, Coccinellidae. Bases 395 to 1849 code for a protein of 484 amino acids. Gene Ontology annotation, biological process: regulation of DNA-templated transcription.
UACACUUACCUGGUCUCCGGUCUUGCCUCGCCGUGUCAGUACGGGCUUUACCCCAAGUGAAAUGACGACGGGCGCGACGACGUCCAAAAAGACGCGAUCUGGGUAGGCGCCGUUGUCACGUGGUCCGCGUCCUACGAUCCCCAAACCGCCACCUGUCAACUGUCGGUUCUUAUGUCACGUGAUGCGUGGUUGUGUUUUAUGGACCGCGGAAGUCUUGCAGCGCAUUGACCUCCCUCAUGUAUGUGAUAAUAAGUGUUUUGAAGAUAUUUCUGGCGGUUGUUUCUGCGUGUGGAAGUGAUCUGAUUGUCGACACAGUUGGGAUUUUUUUCGGAUUUUGUUUGGCGCGGUUUUUUUGAGGUCCGCAUCUCUGUGAAAUAAUUCUGUUGAAAUUAACAUGGACGUAUUCAAAAUCGAACCAUCUUUGAAUGGGAACCUAGGAAGUGCUCCGUCUCCCGACAAAAUAACUCCAGAAGUGUCGUUCGACGCUGGUUCCGAGUUCAAUCUGUGUUUUUUCGAUACUCCGGACGACAGCAACACUCAAGGAUUCAGCGAUCCGGGUUCAGUCGGUUCUACCUCCGCCGGAUCGCCGCCUCCGCCACUGCAUUUGCCAUUGACUGUUACUAAUAGUCCAACUUCGUCGACUUCUGUUCUUUUGUCUCCGCCCGGUGUAACAUCCUCUGCCAAUACUAUCACUGUUAAACAAGAACAUUAUGUGCCUGCAGAUUCGAAUAGCUCAUCAACAACCAAAUCCUUUGUUCCUUGUAAAGUUUGUGGAGACAAGGCAUCAGGUUAUCAUUAUGGUGUAACGUCUUGUGAAGGCUGUAAGGGAUUUUUUAGGAGAAGUAUACAAAAACAAAUAGAAUACAGAUGUUUGAGAGAUGGAAAAUGUCUUGUUAUACGACUGAAUAGAAAUAGAUGUCAGUAUUGUAGAUUCAAAAAAUGCUUGGCAGUUGGAAUGUCUAGAGAUUCUGUAAGAUACGGCCGCGUUCCAAAACGAUCCAGAGAAAGGAGCAUAGAGGAAACUUCCAGGGUAACAACAUCUGGAGAAGCGGAUCAAUCAGUGGACGUCGAGAUGAGGCAUUGCCCGCUUUUGGAUCUAAUUGCGACGGUUUCGCAGGCUCAUGUAACGAACUGUGGAUACAUAGAUGAGCACACGAAUAGUCUGAUACCGACUCCCCUCGUUUUUCCUCCAACCGAGGAGAAUGGUGCUGCCUCCUCAACUGCGGAAACCAGGGAGAAGCAGAAAUGCUUUCUGUGGCAGCACACGGCGACGCGGAUCACACCCUGUAUACAGCGGCUGGUCGAAUUCGCAAAAAGAGUUCCUGGUUUUACUGAAUUGCAGCAAGACGAUCAACUGAUUCUACUGAAACUCGGUUUCUUGGAGAUUUGGUUCUGUCACGUGGCCAAGAUGACCAAUGACACGGCUUUCAUGUUCGAGGAUGGUUUGAAACUCUCUAAACAACAGUUGGAGAUAAUGUACGAUACCGAUUUCGUCAACUCACUGAUGGAUUUCGCAAAAUCGUUCAAUCACUUACAAUUGAGCGACGAGGAAAUUGGGCUUUUCUCUGGAAUUUUAUUGUUGACAGCAGAUCGAGUGGGUAUACUUGAUAUCAAGAAGAUAGAAACGUUACAGGACAGACUUUUGGAAGCAAUGAAAAUACAUGUUCUUCGGAAUCACCCAGAGGAGGGUCAAAUUUACGAAAGCCUGCUAUCCACGAAUUCAGAGGUACGGUUAUUGAGUGCCAAGUUCGCCAUCCAUCUGGAGUGGCUACGACAGAACUGGUCAAAGGUUUCUUUGCCUCCCCUGUUUGCUGAAAUCUUCGAUAUACCAAAGGAGGACUCACAAUGACGCGAUCUUAUAAGAAAACAGGGUUAAUCGGAAGCCACAACUAUUCUGAAUCUUCUCCUGGACCUCCACGAGUAAGAUUUGGAUAGAGAAUGGCAAAGCACACAGCUGAACUAGUUAUGACAAGAAAACACGUUCUAGUGAAAUGAUGGACAAUGGAUUGUUCUAUCAAAAGUACUCUAUGUCAGUUACUGAAGUUUAUGCACCACAAAUUUUUGUCCUCUUCGAAUCUGCAAACGUAGGGCCCAUCAGUAAAGGCUUCUUCAGACGAAUCAGCAAUAAUAUCUUCAUACUGUCGCCAAAAGAAAUCAACAUUCCAUUGUGAGAAUCUGAUUGCAAUAACCUUGCUAGAAUAAUCAUAAUCAUUAUCACUAAUGGUGAUUGAAUCUUUCAAAUGUAGAAAAUGGUGCUAAUUCUCUCUUAAAUGAUGAUGUUUGAUGAUAUUGUGUGAGUUUUGAGUGUACAGUGAAUGUUUGAUACCUUCUGAAAUAAGUAACUGAAAAUUCAAGAAUUUUUAGAUGAGAAAUUUUCGAGAUUUCUAUCGGAUUUGAUUUUAUUGAUGGAAAACGUUUAUGGAUGACUCUUAAGACUGAAUUUCAUUGACAAUUCAUUAAAUUACUCGUUAUAGCACGUUAAUCAUAUUACUAUUACUUCUAGAUAAUUAGAAUAGUCUUUUAAGCGAUCACUGAAAUCACAUUUCAAAAAUGGCAAAACUAAGCGUGGAACAACAAGGAUGGCAGAAACUUUUCUACCUAUAGCAAUAAAAUUUUUACAUCAACGUUUGUAUUUUGUGUCAUUUUGCUGUUCAUCUUGCUCAAGCGCACCUAAAGGCUGAUAUUCGGUGUGGUCGUCAGUUAAAAAAGAUUGACAGGGUCUUCAGCUUAUCAAUUAGUUGAACAAAAUAUUCCUGUGUCAGUAUAGGAAAACAUUCGACGGUAUUGUUAUACAUAUCAACGUAAUAUUUGUGACACGUAAUCUUUUUAAUGUUAAGUGUUUUAUUGUACAUAUUGUUGCGAGUUUUAAGUUAAGUUUGGUGAUGAGAUUAUUAUUCUAAAAGCAUUAUGGAAAUACAUUUGGUCAUUUUUUGAAGAAAAAUAUUGACCAUUAUUCAAUGUGUUGAUUUUUCGUUUUUAAAAAUGUUUAUUGUUAAAAAAAAAAGGUGCACUGCUACC